Molecule: messenger RNA, 3322 nt
Organism: Lampris incognitus (smalleye Pacific opah)
Lineage: Eukaryota; Metazoa; Chordata; Actinopteri; Lampriformes; Lampridae
Gene: nectin4b
Product: nectin cell adhesion molecule 4b
Exons: 11
Coding region: 490-2262 (590 amino acids)
Biological process (GO): heterophilic cell-cell adhesion; homophilic cell-cell adhesion
Cellular component (GO): adherens junction
Source: RefSeq, a predicted model, not a curated record
AUUGACCGCGUUAUUGUCCUUUGAAUUUAAACGAAGCGUAUUGUGUUUCAUCUGUUGUAAUGCUCCUUUAUUUAUAAAUGUUUUAUUUUCGGAGGUUUACGUUCGCUGCAAUACCACCGCGGCAGGUCUACGAGUUGGUAAAAAAACGAAAACAAACUCAACGGGAACUCUGAACUCGACUAAAGACAAUCAUAGGGCAUCUGCUGGGAAAAGGAAGCUUGAUUUCUUUUCAUGAGCGCGGUUAAACGAAUCAGAUGGUUGUCAGAGGAUUGCAUCGAGAGAGGUAAAACAACUCGUCCACAUUCGCACCUCGGGCAACCUGUAGCGACGUUAUCGAACGAUAUUCCGCUGCAACUUCUACUACAGCCACCACCACCACCACAGCGUUUCCACUAUGACAUUUUGUCAGAAGUCCCCGACUGAAAACGUGUAAACAAGACGUAAAAGGAGUUAUUUUGAGGGGGGGGGGGGGGCGAGUCGGGUGUAAAAAUGAAGUUGCCAUCCUGGGACGCAUGCAAAAGGGCAGUUUGUUUGAUACAGUGCCUGCUUUGCUUAUAUGUGGUGCGUGUGAAGUUGGAGUUUGUUGAGCCGUCUCAGCUUGUCACCUUGCUACAUACGCUGGCAGAGAGCCAAACGCGGCUCCCCUGCCACUAUCAGGUGGAGGUGGGCGAGCAGGUAGUACAGGUGACCUGGUAUAAGGAGCUACCGGAUGGCACCAAGGAGCAAAUCAUCACCGUCCACCACUCAGAUGGGCACAAAGAAUUUGACCAUUAUUCGGGACGGGUGAGGUUCGAGAGCAGCAGUCCCAUGGAGAACCAAGGUCUGCUCAUCCCCAUCACCGAGGAGUCGGAUAAGGGGAGCUACACCUGCCACAUCGCCACGUUCCCAUCAGGAAACUUUGAGAGACAGAUCACCCUAGAAGUCUGGAUUUUACCCAUCUCCUCCCUGGAUCCUGUGGACCUGGUGGAGGGCCAGUCGUUCGGUGUGGCUGCCUCCUGCCGGGCUGUGGGCCGCCCGUCCCCACGUCUCUCCUGGGAUACCGACCUGCCAGGCCGGGCCAUGAACCGCACCUCUGAGGGCGGGGCCGUGUCCAGCUACUACUACCUCCAUCCGCUGCGCAGCAUGAACGGGAAGAGUCUAGACUGCUUGGUGUGGCACCCCAGCCUGGAGCGGCCCCGCCGGCUUUCCCACAGCCUGGUGGUACAAUAUCCGCCAGAUGCCACCAUCUCUACUGAGAAAGAGAAUUGGUUUGUGGGGCUGGAGAAGGCAGAGCUCACCUGUAACAGCGGCGGAUACCCUAAACCUCAAAACAUCACCUGGAUAUGGAAGGGAGGAGCUCUGCCAGACGGUGUGUCUGUGAUUGGAGGAAAAAUAGUUUUUAGGCGGGCCAUCCGCUUGAAUGACAGUGGGGUCUAUGAAUGUGUGGUCAAGAACAAUGUUGGGACAGUGAAAGCAGAAUACAUCUUGGCGGUCGCAGACAAAUCCCAUGGCGAGAAGCCCACUGUUGACAGUCUGAUGCUGAUCAUUAUCGGCUCGGCUGCCGGGGCUUUGGUCAUGCUCAUGGUCAUGGUCGUCCUGCUGGUCAAUCGCCACCAUCGACGCAAAAACAAAAAACUGGAGAUGGAGCUCAGCGAAAGAACGGAGGAGAUUAACACCCUCUCCAGACACACAUCCUCCAGAAGACUGAACUCUGUUAGCACAGACCCCAGAGUGCAGGCUGAAGACUAUGCGCUGCUCCGAGUUGACAGCAGGAUGAAAAACAGUCAGAUGUCUAUUGACCGCCCCAUCUACAAAGACAGCCAGUCUACUCUGGGGGGGAAGUGGGGUCCUCCGGGAGGGGUGGAGGUGGAUGAGCUGGGGCGCCCCGUCCUCUGGCAAGACGGCAGGGAGAGCGUGAGAGCGGCUGAGAUGGACGGAGAAAGGGAGGAGCGCAGGAGGAGGGUUGAGUCGUACCUGAAGAGUAGCAACAUGUCGCUGGACUCGGGCCUCCCCUCCUCCCUGGUGCCCCUAAAGACACAGCAAGAUGAUGGCCUCGGGCCCAGGGAGCCGAACCUCACAGCUCUCGGACUGGGAGGAGUGCCGGGGGACACGGCGUGGUGUCCCACACAGUCAGCGCAGGAAGGGGACGAGGACGACGGCAACAGCAGUUCCUACCAGCUCUCAGAGGCCCUCACAAACCACUUCUACUACAGUAAUGGCACCCUCAGGCCCAAGCCACACUCCAAUGCCAUUCUGCUGCACCCCAGAGGACAGAUAAUUUAGACGCUUGAACAGUACAUUGACAAUUUGACCAGUGCACACUGGGGUCAAAAAACUGGUGUUCAGGAACCAGUGUGAGAAGUGUGAAAGCCUUCUCUGUGUUCCAACAAUUAAAACUAUUUGCUUUGUAUGUAGCAUCCCACACGUAGGAUUAUCAACAGCAGGCACCAGCCAAAUGCUUGUAAAUAUUAGGUCUUGCUGGUAAGUCUGUCUAUGCUACUUGCCAUUUUGGCAUUUGUUGUCAUUCAGAAUUUCUGUUAAUGUGGAAGGAAGUGGCUAGCGGGUUUUAGGACCCACUAGCCACUUUGGCUUGUUGAUGGAAAAUGUUCACCUGCCGUCCCAUAUCCUCACUUUAAAAGGUGGAAAAAUUAUUAUGGGACAAUCUCAUGUGUUGUGAGCAACAGUUUUUGGUGAUUUAAUUAUAACUGCAUAAAAUGGGGUGGGGAACAAAAAAAGGAGAAGUUUAUUGUGAAGCCUAUUCAUGUCAAAUAGAUCCCGGGAGGUUUGUAUGGCUGAAGGACCUUGCUCUGAAGUCGUAACACCAAUGAAGUCUCAAGUCAUCUCUACCAAAGUCUGUGAGUGGACAACGUUAACCUAAACACAAAUCUCAAUAGUUACAGCUUGAGAGCUGCUGCUAAUGAAAGAACAUUGUAUAUGUUUAUAUGUAUGGGACAGACAUUGCUACAUUUAUUUCUGUGAUGAGUUCAUUUGUUGCCUGCUCAUACGUGCCUGUUACUUUAUGGAACUCAAUGUGCACAUUGAUGAAGUUAUUCUGCACAUUGAUGAAGUUAUUCAGCCAAAGGAUUGGCUUGGAUAGAGCACAGUGAACUUGCUUUAUGGACCAGGUUUGUGUCUUGUCUGCGUGAGGUACUUCAACGCAUGGCAAAGGGACAUGUGGCUUCCCCAUCCAAGCAAAGCUUAGAUGAGAUAUGCAGAACUUCGAACUGCAGAAAGCAACAUUGUCUUGUUAAAGCACUGUCAGGUGUGCUUAUCACUUCUAUUUUAGCCACCCGAUUCUUACAACGACCCUAAAUAUAUUUCUUGAAGUUAUAUUUCCGUAUCA